Capsaspora owczarzaki ATCC 30864 is the source of this 2199-nucleotide messenger RNA. RefSeq lists its product as hypothetical. The coding region runs from base 1 to 2199 and encodes 732 amino acids. Gene Ontology annotation, molecular function: protein binding. The transcript is spliced from 25 exons. NCBI's taxonomy places the organism in Eukaryota, Filasterea, Ministeriida, Capsasporidae. The record is from RefSeq and is a predicted model, not a curated record.
AUGAAGCUCAAUUUGGCGGCUGGAGGUCGCGCAUUCAUCCUGCUCGGGGUGUUACUUGCGUGCACGUCAAUGAAACCUGUUUACGCCGAGGACGCAUGCACCGUGUGCAUUUGCCAGAACUCGUUCGUCAGCAACUGCUCGAGCACCAUCACCACCGUUCCAACCAACAUCCCCUCAAACACUGUCGCCCUUGAUUUGUCUGGAACUUCAAUCGCGGACAUUGCACCGAACGCGUUUGCCGGCCUGACCAUUCUUCAAAGCCUUGACCUGAGCUUUACGCUGCUCAAAAGCAUUCCGGACAACGCAUUCGCAGGGCUCCCGUCGCUCCAGUUCUUGUACUUGGACUAUUGCCCCAUUGCAACCGUCACCGUCAAUUCCUUUGCAGGCCUGACGUCCUUGCAGCACAUCCGCCUCGUGAAUACCUCGAUUGCAAGCCUUCCCGACAACGCGUUCACCAGCUUGACCUCCCUGAACACAAUCGAUCUGAGUUUGACCUUGCUGACAGCCAUUCCAAGCAACGCUGUCAAUGGCUUGACUUCCCUGCAGUCUCUCUACUUGGGAUUCACUUUGAUUUCAAGCAUUCCCGACAACGCGCUCGCCGGCAUUUCUAGCCUGCAGUAUCUCGAUCUGAACAGCUGCCCGAUCAAUGCCAUCACUGACAGCGCAUUUACCGGCGCGUCCCAGCUAGUGUCUCUAGACGUCUCGUAUACUGAACUGACCGCAAUCCCCACGACCGCCUUUGCCGCUCUGACGAGUCUUCAGUACUUGUACAUGUCCAAUGCCAAGGUGGCUUCGCUUCCCGAUCUCAGUUUCAAUGGUCUGACAACAUUGCUUUACUUGGACCUGGACUCGUGCCCCAUUACAACCAUUUCGAGCAACGCAUUCGGUGGCCUCAGCUCCUUGCAGUCAUUGCAUUUGUCAUCGAUUCUCGUCACGGGUAUCCCGACUGCUUCACUUGCGCUCGUUCGCACUUUGGAGUUUUUGACUUUGAGGUCUCCGCAAAUCACAGAUCUUCCGGACAAUGCGUUUGAUGGGCUCUCGAGUUUGACGUAUCUGGACUUGGACGGCUCCCCGAUCACAAACGUUGCCAACAACGCGUUCGCCUCCUUGACUCAGCUUCAAUCCUUGCACUUGAGCUCGACUCAGCUCACUGCCGUUCCAAGCGGUUCAUUUACCGUCCUUGCCGCUCUGCAGGCGCUCUUCUUUGACAACACUCCAAUCACCUCGAUUUCGGACAAUGCUUUCAACAGCCUGGUGAAUCUCCUGAGCCUGAGCUUUUACAACUCGUCAGUGAAUUCCGUUUCGGACGCUGCCUUCGCUGGACUGACGCUGCUGGAAUACCUCGAUCUUGGAUCAACUCAGAUCAAUGCAGUUCCUGUUACCCAAAUCUCUGGUCUCACCAGCCUUGAAACUUUGUAUCUGGAUAACACGCUCAUCAACACUGUUCCAGACAAUGCGUUCAGCGCGCUCGUUGAUCUUGAGAAUCUGUACUUGGACUACCUGGCGAUUACAAGCGUUUCCGACACUACGUUUGGCGGCCUGAUUGAGCUUGAGCUUUUGAGCUUGUACAACACGUCGCUGUCGGCAAUUUCGUCAAACGCCUUUGCUGGCCUGAAAGAACUGACCUAUUUGGACUUGGGCUACACGCAGAUCACCACCGUGACCGCGAGUUGGUUCACUGGCCUUGUUGAUCUUGAAACGCUGUACCUGGACUCGACUCCAAUCGCAACGCUCGACGCGAACGUCUUUAAUGGUUUGCAAAGCCUGAGCUCCCUGUACUUGAGCUCGACCAAGCUGACUACGCUGCCUCCCGGUCUGUUCGUUGGCUUGAACAACUUGACCUUUGUGAGCCUUGUGCCGAACGAGUUUGUUGGCGCCGCGGCACCUCCGAGCACCUUUGGCACGGCCGAGGACCCGUUGCCUUGCGACCCCGCAUGUGCUACCUGCUACGAUGCUGGAUCUACCUCUUGCUGUGAUGCAAACUGCCUGUACUGCGACACGAACAAUCUGUGCCUGACUAGCCCGCCGUCGGUCGUUCCUGGGGCGUCCUCGGGUGCCGUUGUCGCACCUUCUGGUUCGAUUGUCGCACCUUCUGGCGCCAAUAUCGCCGGAAACAGUGCUCCUGGUCUGAAUGCCGCUGCACUUCCCAGUCUGGCCGCCCUUGGAGCCGUUGCGGCAAUGUUUGCGUUGCUCGUGUAG